AUGGAUGGUCUCUUGACGGCUGCUUUCGUAAACUCGCUGGUGCAAGCAUUCUUUGUUUACGCAGGCUCUUUCACAGGGAACAAGCUGCUUGCCCUUGGUGGAAACAGUGGCAACCCGUUGUUUGACUGGUUCAUUGGUCGCGAGCUCAAUCCGCGAAUCGGAAAAUUCGAUAUCAAGACUUUCAAUGAACUUCGCCCUGGUCUGCUACUCUGGGUGUUUUUGGAUCUGAGUUAUGGCUUCGGAUUUAUGCUGAGUGUGGGCGACUUGGCAUGGUUACCUUUUACCUACAGUUUACAAGCGCGUUAUCUUGCAUUUUCGCCGGUCAAGCUGGGAUGGAUGGGCAUAGUUGCUGUCCUGGCCGUGCAGUCCGUGGGCUACUAUAUCUUCCGCACAUCUAAUGUCGAAAAGAAUGAUUUCCGACAUGGCAAGAACCCGAAAAGUACGUCAGAAAUUCCUUACUUCCAAGACCUGCAGUAUAUGACAACCUCGACAGGUAGUAAGCUGCUCGUGUCUGGCUGGUGGGGCCGCAGCCGUCACCCCAAUUACCUGGGCGAUUGGAUCAUGGCAUGGGCAUGGUGUCUUCCAUGCGGUUUUAGCACACCCAUCCCUUACUUCUAUGUCGUGUAUUUUGCAGUCCUGCUGGUGCACCGCCAGCUACGCGAUGAUGAUGCAUGCAAGAAGAAAUAUGGAUCCGAGUACGUCACUGCCAAAGAGCAAGUACUGACCACAUCUACUACAGCUGGGACACUUACAUCCGUCUAA
Malassezia sympodialis ATCC 42132 is the source of this 762-nucleotide messenger RNA. RefSeq lists its product as uncharacterized. The transcript has 4 exons. Gene Ontology annotation, molecular function: Delta14-sterol reductase activity. NCBI's taxonomy places the organism in Eukaryota, Fungi, Basidiomycota, Malasseziomycetes, Malasseziales, Malasseziaceae. Gene Ontology annotation, biological process: ergosterol biosynthetic process. The coding region runs from base 1 to 762 and encodes 253 amino acids. Gene Ontology annotation, cellular component: endoplasmic reticulum membrane. The record is from RefSeq and is a predicted model, not a curated record.